This is a messenger RNA of Boleophthalmus pectinirostris (great blue-spotted mudskipper), 4463 nucleotides long. RefSeq names its product diphosphoinositol pentakisphosphate kinase 1a (gene ppip5k1a). Gene Ontology annotation, cellular component: cytosol. The record is from RefSeq and is a predicted model, not a curated record. The transcript has 29 exons. NCBI's taxonomy places the organism in Eukaryota, Metazoa, Chordata, Actinopteri, Gobiiformes, Gobiidae. Gene Ontology annotation, biological process: inositol metabolic process; inositol phosphate biosynthetic process. The annotation marks the transcript as partial. Gene Ontology annotation, molecular function: inositol hexakisphosphate kinase activity; diphosphoinositol pentakisphosphate kinase activity; 5-diphosphoinositol pentakisphosphate 1-kinase activity.
UGGCCCCAGUGCGACUGCCUCAUCUCCUUCCACUCCAAAGGUUUUCCUCUGGACAAAGCUGUGGAGUACGUGAAACUGAGGAACCCCCUACUGCUCAACGACCUCAACAUGCAGUACUACAUACAGGACAGGAGGCAGGUGUACAGGAUUCUUCAGGAGGAGGGCAUAGAUCUUCCUCGAUACGCCGUCCUCAAUCGAGACCCGGACCACCCUGAAGAGUGCAGUCUGGUGGAGGGGGAGGACCACGUGGAGGUGAAUGGUGAGAUCUUCCAGAAGCCGUUUGUGGAGAAACCGGUUUGUGCUGAAGACCACAACGUGUACAUCUACUACCCAACAUCUGCAGGAGGAGGCAGCCAGAGACUCUUCAGGAAGAUUGGCAGUCGUAGCAGUGUGUAUUCUCCUGAGAGCAGCGUGAGGAAGACUGGCUCCUACAUCUACGAGGAGUUUAUGCCCACGGACGGAACCGACGUCAAGGUGUACACCGUGGGCCCAGACUACGCCCACGCUGAGGCGCGUAAGUCUCCGGCUCUGGACGGUAAGGUAGAGCGGGACAGCGAGGGCAAAGAGGUGCGCUACCCCGUCAUGCUCAGCGCCAUGGAGAAGCUGGUGGCACGGAAGGUCUGCCUGGCCUUCAAGCAAACCGUGUGUGGGUUUGACCUCCUCAGAGCGAACGGUCACUCGUACGUCUGUGAUGUGAACGGAUUCAGCUUCGUCAAAAACUCCAUGAAAUAUUACGACGACUGCGCCAAGAUCCUGGGCCUGUAUCUCCUGUACUCCUCCUGUAUCCUGUUCCAGAUCCCCUGGUCCAUCCCUACAGAAGCAGAAGACAUCCCCAUAGUGCCCACCACCUCAGGGACCAUGAUGGAGCUGAGGUGUGUGAUCGCUGUGAUUCGUCAUGGAGAUCGGACGCCUAAACAGAAGAUGAAGAUGGAAGUCCGCAACCCCAUGUUUUUCGAUCUGUUUGAGAAAUACGGAGGAUAUAAAACAGGGAAACUGAAGCUGAAGAAACCCAAACAGCUGCAGGAGGUGCUGGACAUCACGCGGCAGCUGUUGGCCGACCUGGGCGCGCUCGUCGACUGUGAGAUCGAGGAGAAGAAGUCCAAACUGGAGCAGCUCAAAACCGUCCUGGAAAUGUACGGGCAUUUCUCUGGCAUCAACAGAAAAGUGCAGCUGACGUAUUUGCCCCACGGACAACCCAAGACCUCGAGUGAAGAGGAGGAUUGUCGGAGGGAGGGCCCGUCUCUGCUGUUGGUGUUGAAGUGGGGGGGGGAGUUGACCCCCGCAGGUCGAGUCCAGGCGGAGGAGCUGGGACGAGCGUUUCGCUGCAUGUACCCAGGAGGACAAGGGGACUACGCCGGGUUCCCGGGGUGUGGUUUGUUGCGGCUCCACAGCACCUACAGACACGACCUGAAGAUCUACGCCUCCGACGAAGGAAGAGUCCAGAUGACGGCCGCCGCCUUCGCCAAGGGUCUGCUGGCGCUGGAGGGGGAGCUGACUCCGAUCCUGGUGCAGAUGGUGAAAAGUGCAAACAUGAACGGACUCCUGGACAACGACUGUGACUCACUGAGCGGCUGCCAACACCGAGUGAAAGCCCGACUCCACGAGAUCCUCCAGAGAGACCGCACCUUCACCGAAGACGACUACACACAGUUGGCUCCCACCAGUGGAGCGUCUCUGAUCAACUCGAUGAAGCAGGUGGAGAACCCCGUCCAGACCUGCGACCGAGUCUACGCCCUGAUCCAGAGUCUGACCGCACAGAUCCGCACACGCAUGGAGGACCCCACCUCAGCAGACCUGCAGCUGUACCACUCAGAGUCGUUGGAGCUGAUGUUGCAGAGAUGGUCCAAACUGGAGCGAGACUUUCGGAUGAAGAACGGUCGCUAUGACAUCAGCAAAAUCCCCGACAUCUAUGACUGCGUGAAGUACGACGUGAUCCACAACUCCACCCUGGGCCUGGAGGACACGCUGGAGCUGUUCAGACUCAGCAGAGCACUCGCCGACAUCGUCAUUCCUCAGGAGUACGGCAUCAGUCGAGCGGAGAAGUUGGACAUUGCGUACGCGUACUGCCUCCCACUGGUCAGGAAGAUUCAGAUGGAUCUACAACGAACACACGAGGACGAGUCUGUAAACAAACUACACCCACUAUAUUCUCGUGGGGUCUUGUCUCCGGGUCGUCACGUCAGGACUCGUUUGUACUUCACGUCUGAGAGUCACGUUCACUCUCUGCUCUCACUCUUCAGAUACGGAGGCCUGCUGGACGAGGAGAAGGACCAGCAGUGGAAAAGAGCCAUGGAUUAUCUGAGCGCCGUGUCCGAGCUCAACUACAUGACCCAGAUCGUCAUCAUGCUCUACGAGGACAACAACAAGGACCUUUCGUCAGAGGAGCGUUUCCACGUGGAGCUGCACUUCAGCCCCGGCGUGAAGGGGGUGGAGGAGGAGGACAACCCGCCCCUGGGCUUCGGGUUCAGGCCGGCGUCGGCGGAGGUGGCGCAGCAGGUGGAGGCGGCGCAGCCCGGAGGAGGGAGCUUCGGCCUGGGCAGGAGGAGGCACCCGUCCCCCCUGCUCCACAACGGGCCCAAACACACGGACAGCCUGGAGGACCUGAGCUCCGACAAACCCAGGAAGGGAGACGACGGGGACAAACCCGAGGAGGGGGGGGGGGCCGCAGACGGCGCCGAGAGGAGCGAGACCGACCGCCACGUCCCUCUGUCCGAGCCAAUCAGCAUCCAGAGGAAGUCCCCCCUGAUACGCAACCACAAGACCGGAUCUAUGGAGGUUUUGUCGGAGACGUCCUCGUCCAAAGGGGGCAGUUAUCGUCUGUUCUCACUCUGCUCGCGUCAGUCUCCUGAGAUGAAGCAGAGCGGCCUCGGCUCUCAGUGCGCAGGACUCUUCAGCACCACUGUCCUCGGAGGCUCCUCUAGCGCCCCCAACCUGCAGGACUACGCACGUGCGCACCGCAAAAAAUACUCAUCCGCCUCGCUGUCCUACAAAGACGGGACUAAAGAUGAUUCUUCAGCUGUAGCCCCGCCCCUCUGGUGUUCUGCUGCAGAGGAGCAGCAUUUCUCUCAGUUGUUGAGGCGUUUUUCAUCUGGUCCCGUCCCUUUAAGCCCCGCCCUCGGCCCUUUAAGCCCUGCCUUUGGCCCUUUAAGCCCCGCCUCCUUGUGUUUUGGCCCCUCCCCUGCCUGCUCAGGCCCCUCCCCCUCUCCUCCGGCUCACGCCGCCCCCCGCAGUCACCUGUCAGUGGACGCGGGCCCCUGCAGACACCUGUCGGUGGACGCGGGCCCCUGCAGACACCUGUCGGUGGACGCGGGCCCCUGCAGACACCUGUCGGUGGACGCGGGCCCCUGCAGACACCUGUCGGUGGACGCGGGCCCCUGCAGACACCUGUCGGUGGACGCGGGCCCCUGCAGACACCUGUCGGUGGACGCGGCCCUGGCUCAUCACCUGCACCUGUGCUCGUAUCACCUGCGGCUCUUCAGGAACUGCCUCAUCUCUGGACGAGAUCCAAUUGAAUUCCUCUGCUACGGUUUCGAGGGCUGCUCCAUGGUGCCCUCUAUCUACCCCCUGGAGACACUGCACAACUCUCUGUCCCUCAAGAAAGUCACCGAGUUCCUGAGUUUAGUGUGUGAGAACGCAGGCGACGCACACAGCCGCGCCGGGAGAGCUCUGUCGGCCAUGUUCUCGGCGCAGCAGCCGUCGGUGGAGUCGUACCUGCCGCAGAGAGUCCUGCCCUCAGCCCUGAGGUCCAGAAGCGACCGACCGCCCUGGUACAGCAGCGGUCCGUCCAGCACCGUCUCGUCCGCCGGCCCCUCCUCCCCCGCCGCAGACUCCUCCCCCCGCUUUAGCUUUAGCGAGAAGCUAACGCCUCAGAGCAGCGAGGAGGCUUACGGCGCCAACGCCAACGCCGCGCCCAACGACCCACGAUGCCCCGCGGCGCCGGGCGACGUGCCCCUGACGCCCACCAACUCUCCACAAGAACAAGACGACGGCAAACAGGAGCCACACGCGUCGGAGGGACCCUCGGUUCCCCUGUGCCCCCUGCAGGAGCUGUCCCUGUCGGAGGUGCCCCUGUCGGAGGUGCCCCUGUCGGAGGUGCCCCUGUCGGAGGUGCCCCUGUCGCGGGCGGAGGCGUUCUCUCUGCCCGGGGCGCUGCCGGUGCUGCUGGAGCUGAGGGAGAGCAGCAGUGAGGCAGGCUCCAGCUCACAGACGCCUCAGUCUCCAGAGGCCGACGAGUUCUUCGACACACACGAGAACGUGUGGAGCGACGCCGCCGACGCCGCCGACGCCACGGACGCUACGGACGCUACGGACGCUACGGAGCACGCUCAGAACAAUGAGGCUACGGAGCACGCUCAGAGCGCAGAGGGGGCGGAGCCUGUGGAGACAGACUGACGUCAGACGAACGACUGAAGAUCAAACUCCAGAACAUGAACACACACACACACACACACACACACACACAC